AGUUUAACUGGGCCCCCGUGUGGCACUGGACUUGGUGGGGCCCGUGUCCAUGGUCGUCUCCCUUGUCCAUCGUCUAUCUUCUCCCCCAAAUCGCAUUCUCAUCGCACCGCACGAGCUACGGAUCUGCGGCCCGACGACUACGACGACGGGGAGGUAGGGGACGAAUCGUUGCAAGCAACGAGGUCAGAACUAAGGAGGCCGAUCCAUCCUCCAGCCUCCGAUCCCAUCCGACGACAUGGUCUGCGUCGCGUGCCUGCUGCCGCUCUUCCUGAUCCCGGUGGUCAACGCCCUCCCUUACCUCAUCGACCUCAUCAUCAGCAAGGUGUAUCGGCUAUUUGGAUGGGAGUACCGGAGACCUGAAAGAGUCCCACCUGCAUGUCCAUACAAGCCUGCAGCUCAGAAGAACGAUGAGGGUGCGAGUGAAUCAAAACCCCUGGCCGAACCGCACGGUGCUGGUGCUGCGGCGGCAGAAGAUAAGAAAGUGGAAUGAUGCAGCAGGCGCUUAAAAUGGUGGCCACGGCUCUGUGUGGUUAGCUAAGAAACAAUAAUUGUUGUGGAUGGUUAUGUACUUGGUUGAUGGGUUGAACUUGUUAUGACACUCCGGAUCCUUACCAGUUGCAUUACUAAUCACUGCUGCUGGUCUGGUCUGUCUGAAUAGAAGGGAGUUGAACUUGCAGUCGCAAAUGUAAUAGCGAGAGUGAAUCUUGUUGUCCAAGGCUUUCGUAUAGAAUAUAAUGCUUGAAUAAUGAGC
Zea mays is the source of this 751-nucleotide messenger RNA. RefSeq lists its product as uncharacterized. The record is from RefSeq and is marked validated. The transcript is spliced from 4 exons. Lineage: Eukaryota; Viridiplantae; Streptophyta; Magnoliopsida; Poales; Poaceae. The coding region runs from base 236 to 490 and encodes 84 amino acids.